UCUGUCAGAGUUUCUCUCUGAUUGUUUUCAGAGCAGAAAGUGCUUCGCGAAGAGCGCGCAGAAACAAUGUGCCGCUCCUGACCAACACUGAAUGGAUUAGCCUGCUAUUCAGAGCACUAAUGAGAUUACAGAGUCACAACAGACAUGGGUCCUAGCGGCAUGGUACCUUUUGUCGCGCUUCUUGAGGAGUGUUUUCCUUGUCAGUCCCUCAGCACUGGAAAUGGAGCUUUGAAAGUGACCGAGGUGGACCCAGAGCAGGCGGAUGCCAGGGAUUAGACGCGCACAAGCUCACCUAUGUUGGUUGCGUGGUGGUUGAAGUGGUGGACAAUAUGAAGUACCAAAAAUACAUAACAGUGAUGCAGAUGGCCAUGGGAGUGACAGCCUCCAAUAAAGACAACUGCAUCCCUCCGAAGAGACAGCUGUGGGUGCCACCUGGCUCAGAUGCCCCUGCCGCCUCUGCUGCUGCCACGUCACCUGCCGCUGCUGCGACUGCCAGUCAGGGCAAACCAUCACUGCGCAGGAUCAAGGGCCGCAUCCACAGAAGCAAGAGCCUGGACAGCAUGGAUCUACUGGACUGCAAUAGUACAACAAUGGAGGAAACUGUCAUAUGGGAACAGCACACGGUGACUCUUCACAGGGCACCGGGUUUUGGGUUUGGAAUCGCCAUCUCAGGGGGCCGUGACAACCCUCAUUUUCAGAGCGGAGAGACCUCCAUAGUGAUCUCAGAUGUACUCAAAGGGGGACCAGCAGAGGGACUUCUACAAGAGAACGAUAGAGUGGUGAUGGUGAAUGGCGUCUCUAUGGACAACGUGGAGCAUGCCUACGCUGUUCAGCAGCUGAGGAAAAGUGGAAAGAAUGCCAAAAUUACUAUCCGCAGGAAGCGGAAGGUGCAGAUUCCUGUAAGUAGAGGAGGAGAAAGAGAAACGAUGUCAGAGCGUGAAGAGGAAGAUGACACAGAGGAGGAUGAUUACGAGGGUCCAGCUCCUCGUGCAGGGGGGGCGAGCGGAGGCACAGCAAGGAGAAAUGAGCGCAGUGGCAGCACCGGCCGGCGGGACCACAGUAAUUCCAGAGAGAGGAGUGUUUCUCCACGCUCAGACAGACGAUCAGUUGCGUCCAACAACCCACAGCGACCUUCCAAAGUCACACUCGUCAAGUCCCGCAAAAAUGAAGAAUAUGGUCUGCGUCUGGCCAGCCACAUCUUUGUAAAGGACAUUUCUCCUGAGAGUCUGGCAGCUCGUGACGGCAACAUACAAGAGGGAGAUGUUGUCCUGAAGAUCAAUGGAACAGUGACUGAGAAUCUGUCCUUGAUAGAUGCAAAGAAGCUUAUAGAGCGAUCGAAAGGCAAGUUAAAAAUGGUGGUGCAGAGAGAUGAGAGAGCCACACUCCUUAACAUUCCAGAUAUGGAUGAUAGCAUUCCCUCGGCCAAUUCAGACAGAGAUGACAUUUCAGAAAUCCAUUCACUGGCAUCAGAUCAUUCCCAUGAGCGCACCCGUCGCAGCCGAUCCCGUUCCCCUGACAAACGCUCUGAGCCCUCCGACAUCUCUGGUCACUCUCCACAACAGAUGAGCAAUGGCAGCCACAGAAGUCGUGAUGAGGAGCGCAUCUCUAAACCAGCGGCUCUAUCCACUCCAGUUAAGAUGGCUGAGGAUGCUCUUCUGGCUCCGCCCAGCGAACAGCCCGGGGACAAACAGAUCCCUCCACUGCCAGAGCCGAAACCAGUGUAUGCACAACCUGGGCAACCCGAUGUAGAUCUGCCAGUGAGUCCGUCUGAUGCCCCUGUCCCCAGCGUCACCCAUGAUGACAGCAUCCUCCGCAGGCCCAGUAUGAAGCUGGUGAAGUUUAAGAAAGGGGAAAGUGUCGGAUUGAGGCUGGCGGGAGGAAACGAUGUGGGGAUUUUUGUGGCUGGAGUUCUGGAGGACAGUCCUGCUGCUAAGGAAGGCCUGGAGGAGGGAGACCAGAUACUCAGGGUUAACAAUGUUGACUUUGCAAACAUUAUUCGUGAGGAAGCAGUGCUGUUCCUGCUAGAUCUGCCCAGAGGUGAAGAAGUCACCAUCCUGGCGCAGAAGAAGAAAGAUGUGUACCGGAGAAUAGUGGAGUCUGAUGUGGGUGACUCCUUCUACAUCAGGACACACUUUGAGUACGAGAAAGAGUCUCCUUAUGGGCUGAGCUUUAAUAAAGGAGAGGUGUUCAGAGUGGUGGACACUCUCUACAAUGGCAAACUGGGCUCCUGGCUAGCCAUCCGAAUCGGGAAGAACCACCAGGAGGUGGAAAGGGGCAUCAUUCCCAACAAGAACAGGGCGGAACAGUUAUCAAGCGUACAGUACACACUCCCCAAGACUGCAGGUGGUGAUCGUGCUGAUUUCUGGAGGUUCAGAGGCCUGCGCAGUUCAAAGAGGAACUUGCGCAAGAGUAGAGAAGAUCUGUCAGCUCAGCCCGUUCAGACCAAGUUCCCUGCUUAUGAAAGGGUUGUUCUUAGAGAGGCUGGUUUCCUGAGACCUAUUGUGAUUUUCGGACCAAUCGCAGAUGUGGCACGGGACAAACUGGCGAGAGAGGUGCCUGACCUAUUCGAGCUUGCAAAGACACAGCUCCCAGAUGGAAGGGAAAAGAGUGAACCUAGAGAUGCCGGCACUGACCAGCGCAGCUCGGGAAUCAUACGCCUUCACACUAUCAAACAGAUAAUCGACCGGGAUAAGCAUGCAGUGCUGGACAUUACUCCUAACGCAGUGGAUCGGCUGAACUAUGCUCAGUGGUAUCCCAUCGUAGUGUUCUUGAAUCCUGACAGUAAGCAGGGUGUGAAGAACAUGAGGACCAGACUGUGUUCCGAGUCCAGGAAGAGCGCCAGAAAACUCCACGAGCGUGCACUCAAAUUGAGGAAGAACAACCAUCAUCUCUUCACAGCCACUAUUAACAUGAACAACAUGAAUGAUGGCUGGUAUGGAGCACUGAAGGACACCAUUCAGCAGCAGCAGAACCAGCUGGUGUGGGUCUCAGAGGGCAAGGCGGACGGUUCACAUGAUGAUGACCUGGACCUUCACGAUGACCGUCUGUCCUACUUGUCGGCCCCAGGCAGUGAGUACAGUAUGUACAGCACGGACAGCCGUCACACCUCAGACUAUGAGGACACGGACACCGAGGGUGGCGCCUACACCGACCAGGAACUGGACGAAACCCUGAACGAUGAGGUCGGACCACCCAGCGAACCAGCCAUCACUCGCUCCUCAGAACCCGUCCGCGAAGACCCGCCUGUCAUACAGGAGCCCCCCGGAUACGGAGGAUAUCAGCCAGAACCCAUCAACCGCAUCGACCCCGCGGGCUUCAAGGCCCCUGCACCUCAGCAGAAAGCAGAGGCUGCUCUCCCCUCGCAGCCUGAGCCGCUGGCAGAGACAGCUCCCCCUGCUGUUCAUGUAAAUGUAGGGGCCCCGAGUGCCAAGGAUCUCACUCAGGGGGAAAUCAGCCCCAAGGCUGGCUCUCUCUUCCCACCUGCCCCUGAGCUUAUCCAACCCCCGUCUCCUGACCCCAACCAAUCCGGACAGCCCGGGUCAGAGUCCAAGAUGUACAAGAAGGAUAUCUACCGACCCAACGAACCAGUGCAGAUGAGCCAAAACCCUAUGCAGCCCAACUACUACCAGGAAGACAAGCCAUACAGAGAUUAUGACCACCAGCCCUACCGCUAUGAUGGAGGCUACAUGGAACCAAAGGCUCGUAACUUUGACCCACAUUUUGAGGACAGCGUGCCUCCAUAUAAUGAUCAAUGGGGUCAGUAUGACCACACCUCUGGGUAUGACCCUCAAACGAUCUACGAGGAUGGUCUGAACCGCAUGUAUGGUCACCCUCAGUCACGAAACGACACCGGCUACGACACAGGUCGACCUCGAUAUGGUAAACCAACCCCUGGACCAAUCAGACACGAUGAACCACCACCAUUACGCCCACAAUAUGACACUCAACAAACAUCUCGUUCCCCAGAACCGCCCAAACAACAAUACUAUGACCCUUCCCAUAGGCCUUCCAACACUCAAGCUCCGCAGAAAGGCUUUAUGAACUCUGAAGCACCGAUAACGCCACCCAAACCUGAGUCGCUCUCACCGCCUUUGGAACCUGCUCUUCCUCCUCCACCUCCUCCAGCCAUGGCAGAGGACGAUCCAGCCAUGAAGCCCCAGUCGGUGCUCACCAGGGUGAAGAUGUUCGAGAACAAGCGAUCGGUGUCUGUGGACAGAGCCAGAGAGUCUGCAGACUCUGGUAUUCGGCCUGUGGACAUGGUGCCUAAACCUGGUGCUGCCUCCGUGCCCAAAGCCAAUUCUUUAAGCAACCUGGACCAAGAGAAGACCUUUAGAACUCCGGAGCCCCAGCAGCCCCAGCCUAAAGUAGAUGAUAUCAUUCGCUCAAAUAACAACGACCCUGAUGAGGAUGAGGAGUACUACAGGAAACAACUGUCCUACUUCGACCGCAGGAGCUUCGACAAACCCUCCACACAGCUGACACCUGCCAUCAAACCAGCCCAACCCCAAACCCAGCCAGCACACUAUCCCAGAGCAGAGUCAGUGGAGAAGAUAACCCCAGCUGCUCCAUCAAACCCAGCUGUCCCACCACCAACCCUGCCUAAACCUGCAGCAACCCCACCGCUCGACCCUCACGGAUCCCCCAAAGUGAAGCCUCCCAGUCAUGAAGACACAGUCCAGAGCACUUACCUGCCUCACAAAAGCUACCCAGAGAAAUCCCCCGUCAACGGCACCGGUGAACCUCCAAAGACCAACAGCACUGCCACGUCCAGCUACAACCGUUUUGUGCCCAAGCCAUACACAACCUCCGCAAGACCCUUUGAGCGCAAGUUUGACAGUCCCAAGUUCAAUCACAAUCUCCUCCCUAAUGAUUCCCAAAACAAGACGGAUAAUAUGAAGGCUCCCAUCACAGCUAAACCACAGAGCUCACCCCAGCCGGCAGACCACGACAGCGGCCUGGACACCUUCACACGCACCAUGGACCACAAACCCAAAUACCAGCAGAACAACAUCAACGCCGUACCCAAGGCAAUACCUGUCAGCCCGAGUGCUUUGGAGGAUGAUGACGAUGAUGACAGCCACACGGUGGUGGCGACGGCGCGGGGCAUCUUCAACUCUAAUGGAGGGGUCCUGAGCUCCAUUGAGACAGGAGUGAGCAUCAUUAUCCCUCAGGGAGCCAUUCCUGAUGGCGUGGAGCAAGAGAUCUACUUUAAAGUAUGUCGGGAUAACAGCAUCCUGCCACCUCUGGACAAAGAGAAAGGUGAAACUCUGCUGAGUCCUCUGGUGAUGUGUGGUCCUCACGGUCUGAAGUUCCUGAAACCGGUGGAGCUCCGCUUACCUCACUGUGCGUCUAUGACCCCUGAUGGUUGGUCUUUUGCUCUAAAAUCCUCCGACUCCUCGUCGGGUGAUCCGAAGAGUUGGCAGAACAAAUCUCUUCCCGGAGAUCCCAACUACCUGGUUGGAGCCAACUGUGUGUCUGUGCUUAUUGACCAUUUCUGAGGAGGUCGACGACAGCAGGUCCUGUUACUGAAUGUGGAACCAGAUAAAAGGAGAGAGGACCUUCCCCCUUAUGAACACACACACACAUGCACACACAACAUGAAGACACUACGCUCCACCAUAAAUGAAGGGUCUCCUGGCUUUGUUUACGGUAACCUCUGAGACUGCAGGGAGAGUUACAUCCUAUGAAGUGCUGUUUUAAUCUCCUCAUCGUUCCUUCUCUUCUUUUUUAAGUGCUUUUAAAGGCUUUCGAGGAUAACAAAAACAGACAUUAACCACUGAUGGACUGCAUGCUCCGUGCCACUGACCAACUAAUACUCACACUGCAAGCCAACUGUAAUAUUUUCCACACGUUGUUUUUUUUUUUUAUUUUAUUUUAUUUUUUAUUAUUAGGUUCUUCCAUUCAGUCUAGACUACUUUAACGAACGUAUAGACUAUUAUAUUAAUGUGCAAAUGUAUUUUCACUCCAUAUAGUAUGCACACUAUUCUCAUGUAUAGCGCAACUUUUCUAGAAUAUGGAUUUCUAGUUUUUAGGCUUUCAGGCGAGCGGUUGAAGUGCACAGCUGACACGUUUUCCUGACUUUUACCAUGUCAAGGUGCAGGAUCAGUGCUAGAUGAGAGCAUAGUGGAUGUGAUGAAUAAUAACAGUAUGAAUUUUUCUAGCCAAGGAAGUGUCAACUAAGGCUCUUUUUUUUUUUACUAGCUCCUUUGUAGACACCGCUAGCCUCCUCACAGACCUGUGAACUUGAGCACUGGAACAUUCCUGCUGUGUCGAGAUCUAUGCACGUGCUUUGACUCAGGUGUGAAGAACCGCUGCUCUCUCCUUUUCUUCUCUCUCUCUCUCUCUGUCUCUUUCUCUCACUCCCUCGAUCUCUCACUCCAUCUGAAGCAGUGAUGCCUUAUCUGAAACGACUCACUUUUUUUCAACGAGAAUUUAAAAAACAAAAAACCUUUUUGGUUUCUUUUUGCUAAGUUGUUCUAAUGAUAAAUUAUGAAGAAACUGAAGUUGUCUUUCUGCCAUUAUAUGUCAACCCGCUGUAUAAAUAAACCUGGGUGUUGCACACGAAAAACAGCGUAAAGGUUAAGAACAGGUUUUCUCUUUUAUUUUUUUUUAUCUGCUAUGCACAUGUCCUUUAAAGAGAAACAGAAGGAGGAUAUCGAUUUGGCUGUACAUAAAGCUAGCAUAUUGCCUUCAUUAUUGGUUUGUAAAUGACUUUUUUGUACGUCUUUAUUAUUUUGUAUAAACUUAAGGGGGGAACGUUUAUAAAAGAGGAUGAAUGAAGUGAAAACGGUCGUCUUUGUAUUCUGGUUCUACCCUUGAGCCUCAGAACGUGUACUUAGCAGUAAUAAUAUCACCUUUUCUACAGACACACACUAAAUAUUUACGCGUUUUUAACGAUAACCGUCUUUUUAUUCAUUAUUUACAAGAGAAAGUGCUCGAUGUAAACUACUCUCAAAACCUGGUUCUUUUAAAACGGUGUGCUCUCGAAAUGUGUUCCACGCAUUUAUUUGUGAUACCGGAUGCUAUAUUGUGUGUCCUGAAAUGUAUUUUUGUACUAAUAGACGAUUUAUUAUGGCACACCGGAAGACUUGUUUUCUUUUCUUUAGACUAUAUAACACAGCUUUGACUGGUCAUUAGCUCUUCACGAGUGGCAGUUUGUUCCCUUUUCAACACAAUUUCCAGUAUGCCACUGUAUUAAAUAAUAAACCAUUUUUAAAAUA
This is a messenger RNA of Danio aesculapii, 7220 nucleotides long. It is a transcript of the gene tjp1a, whose product is annotated as tight junction protein 1a. Gene Ontology annotation, biological process: cell-cell junction organization; positive regulation of blood-brain barrier permeability; establishment of endothelial intestinal barrier. The transcript is spliced from 30 exons. The record is from RefSeq and is a predicted model, not a curated record. Gene Ontology annotation, cellular component: bicellular tight junction; plasma membrane. Gene Ontology annotation, molecular function: cell adhesion molecule binding. Lineage: Eukaryota; Metazoa; Chordata; Actinopteri; Cypriniformes; Danionidae. Bases 330 to 5498 code for a protein of 1722 amino acids.